AUGGCCAUGCCGAUGUUGAAGAGAAGAAGAGUAGACGAAGAAUCAGUAGAGAAAUUCGCAAUGGCGAAUUGUGUGGAUAUCAUGAAGAGGAACGAGUUGUUAGGACGACCUAAACUCUUCGAAUGCAAGACAUGCAAGAAAAAAUUCGAUUCAUUUCAAGAACUUGGUGGGCACAGAACGAGCCAGAAGAAUACGAUGAAUAAGCUCAUUGUGAUGAGUACUAUUGACGACUUAUUACCGAUUAAGCCGAAAAAACACGAAUACUCCCUUUGUGGUGAAGAGUUCGCUCUGGGUCAAGCUUUGGGAGGACACAUGAGGAAACAUCGCGAUGAAUUGAAUCAACUCGAGCAAAAGAAGAAGAAUUUGAAGAAUUUUGAAUUCGCAGAAGCUAUUCACGAGAAGAAAGAUAAGGCUAGUACCGGAAGAAAUUUGUUCUUGGAUUUGAAUUUGACGCCGUAUGAGAAUGAAGUGAUGGCAGGGAUAAUUCCUGUUUAG
Lycium barbarum (goji berry) is the source of this 495-nucleotide messenger RNA. RefSeq names its product zinc finger protein ZAT11-like. The coding region runs from base 1 to 495 and encodes 164 amino acids. The transcript has a single exon. NCBI's taxonomy places the organism in Eukaryota, Viridiplantae, Streptophyta, Magnoliopsida, Solanales, Solanaceae. Gene Ontology annotation, biological process: response to chitin. The record is from RefSeq and is a predicted model, not a curated record.